AUGGGAUUAAUGAAGGCGUGGUCGUUGAAGAAGGUGAGAAAGGAGCUACGGCCAUGGAGGUUAAUCUCGGCGUUCAGAUGGAAGCGCCAGGACUUUCAGCCGAGCAUAUUAGACGACGUCGUAUUCAGAAUAAUGUAUGUCGUUGAGGCCGUCGUUCUAGUCUCCAUCCUCUGCUUCUUCUUCGUCUGCUGCGGCUGCCACUUCUGA
Morus notabilis is the source of this 207-nucleotide messenger RNA. RefSeq lists its product as uncharacterized. The record is from RefSeq and is a predicted model, not a curated record. NCBI's taxonomy places the organism in Eukaryota, Viridiplantae, Streptophyta, Magnoliopsida, Rosales, Moraceae. Bases 1 to 207 code for a protein of 68 amino acids. The transcript has a single exon.